UGUUGGCAGACAGCAGCAGCAGCAGCGAUGGCAACACUCUACCCCUCCCUGGAGGACAUGAAGGGCCACCAGGUCCUGCAGGCACAGGCAGCAGCUGGGGUGAGGACCCCUGCCACCACAGUGGCCACAGAGAAGCCAAAGCUCACCUCUGCCACCACAGUGUCCACAGAGAAGCCAAAGGUCCCCUCGGGCACCGAGCCUCCUGUGCUGUACCCCAACCUGGCCGAGCUGGAGAACUACAUGGGGCUGGCGCUCUCCAGCGAGGAGAUCCAGAAGAACCUGGGCACGGAGGACAGCACCGCGCUGACCCCCGUGGGGCCCUCCCCAGGCCAGCUGGUGGCUCCCCUGAGCGGGCACAGCGCGGGGCUGCGGCGGGCAGAGAUCAAACCGGGCGUGCGGGAGAUCCACCUGUGCAAGGACGAGCGCGGCAAGACGGGGCUGCAGCUCAAGAACGUCGACCAGGGCAUCUUCGUGCAGCUGGUGAAGGCCAACUCGCCAGCAGCGCUGGUGGGGCUGCGCUUUGGGGACCAGGUGCUGCAGAUCGAUGGCAAGAACUGCGCGGGCUGGAGCAGUGACAAGGCACAGCGCGCCCUGAAGAAGGCCAACCCUGAAAAAAUCGUCAUGGUGGUGAGGGACAGGCCAUUCCAGCGCACCGUGACCGUGCACAAGGACAGCACCGGCCACGUCGGCAUCGUGGUGAAGAAAGGGAAGAUUGUGUCGCUGGCCAAGGACAGCUCGGCCGCCCGCAACGGGCUCCUCACCCACCACUGCAUCUGCGAGGUGAACGGCCAGAACGUCAUCGGCAUGAAGGAUAAGCAGCUCAUGGAGGUGCUGGCAGGGGCUGGGAACGUGGUGACGCUGACCAUCAUCCCCACUGUGAUCUACGAGCACAUGGUCAAACGGCUCUCAUCAGGGCUGGUGAAGUCAUCCAUGGACCACUCCAUCCCUGACCUGUGACACCAUCGCUGCUGUUCCGGGAGCUGAUGCUGGAAGCCCGGCUGAGAGGACCCCACAGCACCUCCAAAUGAGCUAUUCUGGCACAAAACCCCUUAUCCUGUCAGAGUCUGGUGGCUGCUGGGUGGUUCCUCCUCUCCUCAGCAAGGAUGGGGCAGCUGUCCUGUACCAGGGUCCCACUGUCCUCGUGUCCCUGCUUGGGCCACCCCCUCAGGGCAGAUGCCAAGGGCUGGCUCCAGCCGAAGCAGACACAGACCCAGCGACAUUUAUUACAUCCACCACAGACAGCGAGUACAGGACAGGGGAAACAAGAAGAGGGGGGUUACAGCUUUUUCAGUUCUGUAUUUAAAAAAUAUAUUAUAUAGAUUUGUCUUUCAAA
Messenger RNA from Melospiza melodia melodia, 1333 nucleotides. It is a transcript of the gene SDCBP2, whose product is annotated as syndecan binding protein 2. NCBI's taxonomy places the organism in Eukaryota, Metazoa, Chordata, Aves, Passeriformes, Passerellidae. The record is from RefSeq and is a predicted model, not a curated record. The transcript is spliced from 9 exons. The coding region runs from base 28 to 957 and encodes 309 amino acids. Gene Ontology annotation, cellular component: cytoplasm; plasma membrane. Gene Ontology annotation, molecular function: protein binding.